AUUCCAAGUAGGGAGUAAUAACAAAUAAAAAGUUUUCAUAAAAAAAAAACCAAAGUAAAACAUAAACGUCGCUAAAAUGCCAGCUGACUCGGUUUCAAGAAUGAACUCGUCCGGUUCUGGUGGCGAGGCUAAUACGCCCGAGAAUUUGCUUGGUACCUCACCUGGUGCCUCAAGUUUACGUAGCCGCACUGAGAGUGAAAGCUCUGAUAAAUUGGCACGUUUCAUUUUGCCCAGUAUGGACGGUAGUCCACCGAAGGUGCUUACACUCCACGAAGUGGGUGAUGUGCUAAAAAAUAUACAGAAUAUGGAGCUGGUGCAUGAAAUUGCGAUCAACCCAGAGUUUAAGUUUGAGCCAUAUGAACCACCAGAGAACAGCCUUGAACGUCUCAUCAAGGACAUCAUGCACAAGGCCUUCUGGGAUGUGCUGCGCAACCAGUUGAAUGAAAAUCCACCUUGUUACGAUCACGCUAUCCAAUUGCUAGCCGAGAUUAAAGAUUGUUUUCCCCAAAUUCUUUCGCAAAAUAAUACACGCGCUUUGGAGCACAUCAAUGAAAUACUUGAUAUCGACGUUAUAAAGCAACAGGCAGAGGAGGGUGUGCUCGAUUUCCGAUCAUAUGCCAAUUUUGUCAUACAUGUUAUGGCAAAGUCAUGUGCACCCGCAAGGGAUGAACUUGUGCACCAGCUGACCGAAAUUGAAGAUGUGGUGCAUACUUUUAAGAAUAUACUCGAAACUAUGGCGCUAAUGAAAUUAGAUAUGGUGAACUGUUUAUUGGACUUUGCGCGCAACGACAUAAUGGCCAGUUCGGUGGAGUAUGAGAAGCAGAAAUUUAAAGAAUAUUUAGAGUAUUACAAAUUUGGCUUCCCGGCUACUGAAAACUGGUUGAAGAACAGUUGCAUGCAUGAUGCCAACAAUGUGCCCUGCUCACCAGAGCAAACCAUUUCCAAUGCUUACAUGGAGCUCAUGGAUUGGGAUGAGUCAAAAGAAUUUCCAGAGGUGCUUUCAAUUGACAAGGAACGUAUUUUAAAAUUGGGUCAACGUGCAAAACGUAUUUGUACAUGUGCUGCAGUAAUUUCUAUUUGCUCGGCAGUACCGAUUAUUUCGCAGCGUUCAGAAAACCGUGCCGCACUCGCCAAGCAAGUUGAAAUCAUCUUGCAAGACACGACCAAUGAGAGAGAGCUCUUGGAUUCGGUUGAAAAUGUUUGGCUGCAAGUUAAAUCUGUUAUAAACGAAUACUUGCAAAAAGACAAUCAGCCUGUGAUGGACGCCAAUACGGAAGGCAUGUUGAAGUCACAGAUAUUGCAAACGGGUAACAAAGAUUCACCUGUGCGCGCUCUAAUUUGGAAACGCUUUCAAACCUACUUCCGCUUGGCUAUGCGCUCUAGAGCUGGUUUGCCACCGCCACCGCCAGGCUAUGCUGACUUCAAAGAUGAGUUGGAGGCUUAUAGCACUGCCCUAAAACGCGUGAUUGCCUACAAUCAUUCCGUCUUCGGUGAAUACUUUAUGAAAAUCCUAACACAACCUCGCAUUACAAACAACGAGGCAACCACAAGCGAUGCAUCAGCGGCCGUAACAAGGGCCAUAGAGUCCCCGGAGGCAGCACCUAGUGGUCCUGCUGCUACUCCGACGGAGGAGAAGGCUAUCAAUAGCCAAUAAUGGAAUUACCCAAGCGUAUUGCAAAUAAUAGGUGGCGAUUGGCUGCGGUUAUGAGUGGUGCGGGUGACAAGUGCUGCCAUUGGCACAAAAUCGUUUAGAAAAACAGAUUUGUGGUAGACGAAGAAAGUAACAAUGCCCACAAUGCUGUGCCAGAAAUGCGUGCACAUGUAUGUAUGUGUGUCAGUUAGGCAACGAAGUUAUCUGGACAGCUGGAUUUAGCACUCCUUUAACUAUGGCAGAAACGGAUAAUAUUAGAAACAAGACAAUUUAAUUAGGAAAAUGAAGAAAUGCAAAAUCGAAUACCGUCGAAAUUAUUAAAAAAAUUAACAAAAUUACAAAUUCACUCAUUAAGCGCACGUGCUAUUAUUUAAAAAGAACUAUUUAACAAAAUUAGUUAAUAAAGAGAAAAGCCAAAUUAAUUGUGGAAAUAUACAUACAGAUAAAAAAAAAAUAGAAUUUGAGAUUAUAUUAAAAUGGCAGAAAUGCGUGCUAUUAAUAAAAAAAAAUUUAUGUUAAAACGCAGUCGCACAUACAUAUGUAUGCAUAAGAAACAGAAUACUUUAAAAUAAUUCAGCGAAUAUAUCGUUAGUUUUUAGGCUUUAUAUGUUAACAUUUUCAAGAAUUUUUGCAGAUGCCUGCUAAAUAUUGACAAGAAAGUUAUUUAUGAAUUGAACUCCCAACUUAACCACCAAUCAACCACAUUGAAGUGAUAUCGUUUUUAAUUUACCACAAUUUAACGAAUAAAUAUUGUCAUUUCCGCAUACCUAGAACAUAUGCAUGUAAACCUACUAAAUAUAAUGAAUUGAAAUUUUAGAGAAAGGAUAGUAGCAUUGCAAAUGAAAUGACGCAGUCAGGUUAUUGUUAUAAUUUAGAUAAAAUAUUUUAAUUUUUUUGUCGACA
This is a messenger RNA of Rhagoletis zephyria (snowberry fruit fly), 2554 nucleotides long. Its product is annotated as T-complex protein 11-like protein 1. The record is from RefSeq and is a predicted model, not a curated record. NCBI's taxonomy places the organism in Eukaryota, Metazoa, Arthropoda, Insecta, Diptera, Tephritidae. Gene Ontology annotation, biological process: signal transduction.